Messenger RNA from Pipistrellus kuhlii (Kuhl's pipistrelle), 1289 nucleotides. RefSeq names its product nurim (gene NRM). Lineage: Eukaryota; Metazoa; Chordata; Mammalia; Chiroptera; Vespertilionidae. Gene Ontology annotation, cellular component: nuclear membrane. The record is from RefSeq and is a predicted model, not a curated record. Bases 59 to 847 code for a protein of 262 amino acids. The transcript is spliced from 4 exons.
CCCGGAGGGGCGGGGCCUGCGGCGCGGGAACCCCAGCCCGCGCUGCCCGCGCUCCGCCAUGGCCCCCGCGCUGCUGCUGGUCCCGGCCGCGCUCGCGUCCUUCCUGCUGGCCUUCGGCACCGGCGUGGAGUUCGUGCGCUUCGCCUCCCUCCGGCCUCUGCUCGGCCGGGCGCCGGAGCCCGCGGGUGCCGAGGCGCCCCGGGGCUGGCUGGCCGCCUUUCAGGACCGCGGCGUCCUGGCUCCCCUGGCGUGGGAUCUGGGGCUCCUGCUGCUGUUUGUGGGGCAGCACAGCCUCAUGGCGACUGAGCCGGUGAAGGUGUGGCUGUCUCGGCACUUUGGGGUUCUGCAGAGGUCUCUGUACGUGGCCUGCACUGCGCUGGCCUUGCAGCUGGUGAUGCGAUGCUGGGAGCCCGUCCCCAGAGGCCCUGUGCUGUGGGCCGCUCAGGCCGAGCCCUGGGCGACCUGGGUGCCCCUGCUGUGCUUCGUGCUGCACGCGGUGUCCUGGCUGCUCAUCUUCAGCAUCCUCCUCGUCUUCGACUACGCGGAGCUCAUGGGCCUCAAGCAGGUGUACUACCACGUGCGAGGGCUGGGCGAGCCCCUCGCCCUGAAGUCCCCCCGCGCUCUGAGGCUCUUCUCCCACCUGCGCCACCCCGUGUGCGUGGAGCUGCUGACGGUGCUGUGGGUGGUGCCCACCCUGGGCACCGACCGGCUCCUCCUCGCCCUCCUCCUCACUCUGUACCUGGGCCUGGCCCAUGGACUUGACCAGCAAGACCUCUGCUACCUCCGGGCCCAGCUGCAAAGAAAACUGCACCUGCUCUCCCGGCCCCAGGAGGGCGGGCCCGAGUGAGGAGGAGCCUGGUGUCAGCCCUGCUCGCCUCUGCCCUUGGGAUUCAAACUCCUGGACUCGCUCAGACCAGAGGCGCCCUCCCAUGCACUCCACGCCCUCAAUCCCCAGUCCAUCCCACGCCCUCAGUCCCGAGUGUCAGCACUCCAGGCCCGCUCCUCGCCAGCCAGGAAGGGGGGGGCUUGCAGGUCUCACAGCUGUGGGCGUGACCCUCCUCCCCAGCCUCCUCAGGGAGAGGGUCCCGCCUGGCUACUCCCGGGCACUCGCCCUGCAUCUCGGGGUCCCCUUCGUCCCCUUGCGCCCCCUCCGCCUCGCACGACCGCACCUCGAGGCCCUGGUUCCGUCCUGCAGCUGAGCCGGGCGGACUGUGCCUUCAUUCGGUGACUAAGCCCGCCCUCCGAGGAGCACGCGUGGCGGGAAAAUAAAUCGCAGCCCUUUCUCUGCA